GUGUGGACUUAACGCAGCACCUUUAUAACCUGCAUGUUGUAGGUCUGCCGUAACGCAGGCAGCAGAACCGGCCGAACAAAACGUCGUCCCCUCCAUCCUCUCUCUCUCUCUCCCUCCUCGGCUCCGACAUGGCUCAGAGCCUCGGGGAAUUGUUUCUGGUGGUGGUCUUCAAGGCGGUCACGGGUUUCUUGUGUCUGGUGUUUCGGCUUUUCGCUCCUCAGAGAUCCAAUCUGGUCGGGAAGAAGGUUCCGCCCGUCAGCGACCCGCUGCUGCUGCUGUCGGCGAAGCAGCUGGCCUCAAAGAUCCGAAGAAAAGAGGUUACUAGCGUGGAGGCGGUGCAGGCUUACAUCGACAGGAUCCAGGAAGUCAACCCUCUUCUGAACGCUGUCAUCAAAGACAGGUUCGAUGCGGCCCUCCAGGAGGCAGCCAUGGUGGACAAGCUGAUCGAGGAGGAAACUGGAGGAGAGGAGGUUCUGGAGGACCGACUGCCUCUCCUGGGAGUCCCUCUCUCCGUCAAAGAGUCGUACGCCCUCCAGGGUAUGCCUUACACCGGAGGUUUGGCCUCCAGGAAAGAUGUGGUGGCCACCGUCGACGCUCCGCCUGUAGCCUGGCUGAAGAGAGCAGGUGCCAUCCCGAUGGGCGUCACCAACACCGCUGAGAUGUGCAUGUGGAGCGAGUCCCACAACCGCCUGCACGGCAUCACCAACAACCCGUACGACCUGUCGAGGACAGCAGGAGGGAGCUCGGGUGGGGAGGGCAGUCUUCUGGGCGGGGCGGGCGCUGUCAUCGGCGUUGGCUCCGACAUCGGCGGCAGCAUCCGCAUCCCGUCUUUCUUCAACGGGAUAUUUGGCCAUAAACCUACUCCUGGCGUCGUGACCUCUGAGCACCAGAAUCCUCCGACCUCUGGCAGACAGGAGGAGUACAUCAGUAUUGGGCCCAUGUGUCGUUACGCCGAGGACCUGCUGCCGAUGCUCAAGAUCAUGGCGGGGCCCAACGCUCACAUGUUGCACUUGGACACAGAGGUUAACCUGAAGAAGUUGCGGUUCUUCACCAUCCCUCACGACGGCGGCUCUUUUUUGGUGAACCCGGUCAGCAAAGAGCUCAUUGACAUUCAGAAGAAGGUGGUGGAGCGUCUGGAGGAGGACCUCGGGGUGAAGGUGGAAGAGGUGCAUUUCCCGGAGCUCCGCCACAGUAUCCAGAUGUGGAUCGCUUACAUGGGUCUCCCUGACGACAAUGGAAAGGCUCCGCAGUCAUUCGCUGCGCUUAUAGGGGAACCAGGUCGACCGGUGAAGCCGUUGUGGGAGCUGCUGAAAUGGAUGUGUGGGAGAUCGAGUCAUACCUUUGCCGCUAUCGGUCUCACCCUGCUGGAGAUUCACAGCUCCAAGGCGUCUCCGUUCAUCAUCGAGCAGAAGGAGAAGCUGCAGAAGGCGAUGGAGGAGCUGCUGGGGAGUGACGGUGUUUUUCUUUACCCCACCCAUCCCAGAGUGGCUCCAAUAACACACCACCCACUCUUCAGACCCUUUGACUUUGCCUACACAG
Molecule: messenger RNA, 1539 nt
Organism: Labrus bergylta (ballan wrasse)
Lineage: Eukaryota; Metazoa; Chordata; Actinopteri; Labriformes; Labridae
Source: RefSeq, a predicted model, not a curated record